AUGAACCCAACGUUCUUCGUCGUUCUUCAUUCAGCCGCUCUAGCGUGCGCACACACAAUAUUUCAGAGGGUAUAUGUGGACGGCGUUGGCGAAGGACAUCUGUCCGGGAUACGGAUUCCCGAGUCCAACUGGCCUAUCAUGGAUCUCUCUUCGAAUGAUAUUAUCUGUAACGGCGGCGUAAAUCCCUACCACGAACCCGUGUCCCUCGCCAUCAUCCAAGUGCCCGCAGGGUCGACCAUCACAGCCGAAUGGCACCCCACCAUAGACGACGUCAACACCACCGAGUCAAUCCGGCCUGACCACAAAGGCCCCGUCAUCGCAUACCUUGCAAAAGUCCCGGAUGCCCUCCAAACAGACGUAGCAGGUCUCAGUUGGUUCAAAUUCUACGAAGACGGACUGUCCGACGACGGCAGCUGGGCAACCGACCGGCUCAUCGCCAACGCGGGCAAAGUCAACUUUACCAUCCCCAGCUGUAUCCAGCCCGGCGCCUACCUGCUGCGACACGAAAUCAUCGCCGUGCAUAAAGCUCAGACGUACCCAGGAGCUCAAUUCUACAUGGAGUGCGCUCAGCUGAAUAUCACCGGUCCCGGCUCGGUCGUUCCCUCGCCAACCGCGACCUUUCCCGGUGCCUAUGGGAGCACGGACCCUGGUAUCACUGUCGACAUUGAACGAUUGAUAAACUACACCGUUCCAGGUAUGCCGGCAGAGGGUUAA
Gloeophyllum trabeum ATCC 11539 is the source of this 714-nucleotide messenger RNA. RefSeq names its product glycoside hydrolase. The transcript is spliced from 6 exons. The record is from RefSeq and is a predicted model, not a curated record. Bases 1 to 714 code for a protein of 237 amino acids. Lineage: Eukaryota; Fungi; Basidiomycota; Agaricomycetes; Gloeophyllales; Gloeophyllaceae.